Camelus dromedarius (Arabian camel) is the source of this 4702-nucleotide messenger RNA. RefSeq names its product ubiquitin protein ligase E3C (gene UBE3C). Gene Ontology annotation, molecular function: protein binding; ubiquitin protein ligase activity. The transcript has 23 exons. NCBI's taxonomy places the organism in Eukaryota, Metazoa, Chordata, Mammalia, Artiodactyla, Camelidae. Gene Ontology annotation, biological process: protein polyubiquitination; ubiquitin-dependent protein catabolic process. The coding region runs from base 119 to 3373 and encodes 1084 amino acids. The record is from RefSeq and is a predicted model, not a curated record.
CGCCCGCCCCGCCGGGACCCGUCCCCCGCGCUGCCCCCGCCGGGGACCGUCCCCGGGCCGCCCCGCCCAGCCGCUGCUCUCGGGGUCGGGCUCCUCCCCGAUGGGAUAGGCUAUAAAGAUGUUCAGUUUCGAAGGGGAUUUCAAAACGAGGCCCAAGGUGUCCCUGGGAGGCGCGAGCCGGAAGGAAGAAAAGGCUUCUCUGCUGCAUCGCGCUCAGGAAGAGAGAAGAAAGAGAGAGGAAGAAAGGCGAAGACUGAAAAAUGCAGUAAUUAUCCAGUCAUUUAUUCGCGGCUACAGAGACAGAAAGCAGCAAUAUUCCAUCCAGAGAAGUGCGUUUGAUCGCUGCACGAACCUGUCCCAGUCCGGUGGCGCGUUUUCCCUUGCCAGCGGUCCCAACCUUACCCUUUUGGUGAGGCAGCUUCUGUUUUUUUACAAACAGAAUGAAGACUCAAAACGUUUGACCUGGACGUGUCGGCACCUAAUUAAACAUGGCUCUGCGUUUGUCCAGCAGCUGGGCGGCUCCGACAGGCUCACGUGCUUGUUUCAGAUAAAGAGGCUGCUGGGCCUGUGCUGCAGGUUGCUGCAGAACUGUAAUGAUGACAGUUUGAAUGUUGCACUUCCAAUGAGGAUGCUUGAGGUGUUUUCUUCCGAGAACACUUAUUUGCCUGUUUUACAAGAUGCUAGCUAUGUGGUGUCAGUAAUUGAACAGAUUUUGCACUACAUGAUUCAGAAUGGGUAUUACAGAUCUCUCUAUUUGUUAAUUAACAGCAAACUUCCAUCCAGUAUUGAAUAUUCUGAUUUAUCUCGAGUUCCUAUAGCAAAAAUUUUGCUAGAGAAUGUUUUAAAACCAUUGCACUUUACUUACAACUCCUGUCCAGAAGGUGCAAGGCAACAAGUUUUUACAGCCUUCACAAAGGAGGUGUUGGCAGCGCCUUUCACAGAGCAGAUUUUCCAUUUGGUCAUUCCAGCACUAGCAGACGUGCAGACUGCUUUCCCUUAUGAGCCCUUUCUGAAUGCACUGCUGUCGGGAGAGAGCGGCUGUCCGAGGACAAGUGGUGGAACACCGUGGCUCUUCUACUUUGUUCUAACUGUUGGCGAAAAUUACCUGGGGACCCUCUCUGAGGAAGGACUGCUUGUGUACUUGAGAGUGCUCCAGACCUUCCUGUCUCAGUUACCAGUGUCACCUGCUAAUGCAAGCUGUCAGGAUUCAGCCAGUGACUCUGAAGACGAGAGCGAAGAGACGGACAAGCAGGCCAGCACCCCGGAGGAUGGUAGACUGUCAGUACCAUACAUAACAGAGGAGUGUCUGAAAAAACUGGAUACCAAGCAGCAGACCAACACCCUGUUGAACCUGGUCUGGAGGGACUCGGCCAGCGAGGAGGCCUUCACGCUGAUGGCGGGCAUCUGCCACACGCUCAUGGUGCAGCACCGGGUGAUGGUGCCCAAGGCCAGGCUUCUCUACAGUUUAGCCUUUAACGCCAGGUUUCUGAGACAUCUCUGGUUCCUCAUAUCUUCUAUGACAACACGGAUGAUCACAGGGUCUAUGGUUCCACUGCUCCAGGUGAUAUCAAGGGGCUCUCCAAUGUCUUUUGAAGAUUCUAGUAGAAUCAUCCCCCUCUUUUACCUUUUCAGCUCCUUGUUUAGUCAUUCACUGAUUUCCAUCCAUGACAAUGAGUUCUUCGGUGACCCCAUGGAAGUUGUAGGUCAGAGGCCGUCGUCAAUGAUGCCUUUCACUUUAGAAGAGCUGGUAAUACUGUCUCGAUGCCUUCGAGACGCCUGCUUAGGGAUCAUCAAGCUGGCGUACCCGGAGACAAAGCCAGAGGUUCGGGAAGAGUAUGUCACGGCGUUUCGCAGCGUUGGGGUCACUACGAGCUCGGAGAUGCAGCGGUGCAUGCAGAUGGAGCAGAAGCGGUGGAUUCAGCUGUUUAAGGUCAUCACCAACCUGGUGAAGAUGCUGAAGUCCAGAGACACAAGGAGAAGUUUCUGUCCUCCAAAUCACUGGCUGUCAGAACAAGAAGACAUUAAAGCAGAUAAGGUCACCCAGCUCUACGUGCCGGCGUCUAGAAACGCGUGGCGGUUCCGGCGAAUGGGGAGGAUCGGCCCCCUGCGGUCCACCCUGGAUGUGGGCUUGGAGUCCCCGCCGCUGUCUGUGUCCGAGGAGAGGCAGCUCGCCAUCCUAACAGAGCUGCCCUUCGUGGUCCCGUUUGAAGAACGAGUAAAGAUCUUUCAGAGGUUGAUUUAUGCAGACAAGCAAGAUGUUCAAGGAGAUGGUCCAUUUCUGGAUGGAAUUAAUGUCACAAUAAGAAGAAAUUAUAUUUAUGAAGACGCUUAUGACAAACUUUCCCCAGAGAAUGAACCUGAUCUGAAAAAGCGGAUUCGUGUGCAUUUACUCAACGCGCACGGCCUGGACGAAGCUGGCAUUGACGGCGGUGGCAUUUUCAGAGAGUUCCUAAAUGAACUGCUGAAGUCAGGGUUUAACCCCAACCAGGGGUUCUUUAAGACUACUAAUGAAGGGCUCCUGUACCCCAGCCCGGCCGCUCAGAUGCUCGUGGGAGGCUCCUUCGCCAGACAUUACUACUUCCUGGGCAGGAUGCUUGGAAAGGCCCUCUACGAGAACAUGCUGGUGGAGCUGCCCUUCGCAGGCUUCUUCCUGUCCAAGCUGCUGGGGACCAGCGCGGACGUGGACAUCCACCACCUGGCCUCCUUGGACCCGGAGGUGUAUAGGAACCUGCUCUUUCUCAAGAGCUAUGAAGGGGACGUGGAGGAGCUGGGGCUGAACUUCACUGUGGUGAACAACGACCUCGGAGAGGCACAGGUGGUGGAGCUGAAGCUGGGCGGGAAGGACAUCCCUGUGACCAGCGCCAACCGGAUCGCGUACAUCCAUCUGGUGGCCGACUACAGGCUGAACCGGCAGAUCCGCCAGCACUGCCUGGCCUUCCGGCAGGGCCUGGCCAACGUGGUCAGUCUGGAGUGGUUGCGCAUGUUCGACCAGCAGGAGAUUCAGGUGUUGAUUUCUGGUGCGCAAGUCCCCAUAAGCCUGGAGGACCUGAAGUCCUUCACAAACUACUCAGGAGGCUACUCCGCCGACCACCCCGUGAUCAGAGUCUUCUGGAGAGUUGUGGAGGGGUUCACAGACGCCGAGAAACGCAAGCUGCUCAAGUUCGUGACGAGCUGCUCCCGGCCCCCCCUGCUGGGCUUCAAGGAGCUGUACCCCGCCUUCUGCAUCCACAACGGGGGCUCCGACCUGGAGCGGCUCCCCACGGCCAGCACCUGCAUGAACCUGCUGAAGCUGCCCGAGUUCCACGACGAGGCGCUGCUGCGGAGCAAGCUGCUCUACGCCAUCGAGUGCGCCGCUGGCUUCGAGCUGAGCUGAGCCGCCCGCACCCCCCCCCGGUGAGCAGCACCCAGGCCGAGGGGCGCUCGGGCUGGACUCUGAAGCUCUCCCGGCCCCACCCCCCAGCCCCCUUCAUCUUUCAGUGGUUGAUUAAGUUGUGCGCACUUACUUAGAUGGACGUUGCUUUUCAGAUCCUUGAAAUAACACGUGUUAUGUGCCAUGUGGCCCACUUAGUAAUUUUGCCGAGAAGAGCACAGUUUGCAGACUAGUGGCAACUCAGUGAAAUUAACCAAAGAUGAAGCUUUGGCUUUGCGGACGGAGCCGGGCCCUCCCUGGGCCGCGCGGCCGGGGGGGCUCCUGAGAGACGGACGGCGCCGCUUGGGGGCCCAGACUGGCCCUGCCCGCGGAGACCCUGGGGCCGACGGGAGGCGCUUGCUCUCAGGGCCGCUGCUCCUCGCGUGGGUGAAUUGUUUACAAGCCUGAUUGUUAAAACUAUAAAGGCGUUUUUUUUUUCCUGCUGCCUUUUCCCAAAGUGGUUAGGUUUGGAAAAUAGAUAAAGUGAUGCUAUUUUACUUGUGUUUCCUAAGCCGUCUGCCCCAGACGGGGCGAGCUUGCUUGCUCCCCGUGUGCCACUGACCUGCGUCGGGAUGGUUGGACGCUCCUGUGUGUGGUGUGUGCGAGGUGGGUGCUUCAUUCUCUCCAUUUCUGUCUCCACUUUGUGCCUGGAGAGCUUUCAGGGGAGGGGUCUCCGUCCAGUUCCUGCGGCGUGUGUGACCCACGUGAGUGAUGGCUCGGGGGGAGGAGACCCCACGGCACGGUCUCAAGUCACUUGAACCAAAGUGCGGCUCGCACACCCUCGCCUGGGCUGCAGCGGCCGUCUUCCCGGGUGUGGGGGUGACUUGUGCUCCUGCCUCCUCCGCUCCCCUCCAGCCCCGGUGCUGCUGUGCAGGACGAGCGGGCCGGCCCCAGACCAGUGGGGGGCGCGCUGGUGCCCCCCCCCCCCCCGAGAUACGGCACUUUAUCAGGACCUGACUUGUUGCUGGGUGGUUUUGGCCUCUGAAAGCGGAGAGCGUUGCAGACGUCACCUGUGAGAGCAGAGUGGCCCUUUGCUGCUGCCGGGGGGCCGGAGGUGUCUCGCCCGCCGCCUCUCCUCCACGGCUGGUGUUCGCUGUCACGGGGGCUCUGGGGCUGGCCGUUGCGUUGACAGAAUUAGCAAUAUACUUUUAAAUGGGGGGAGCCAAAUGACACUUUGAAGACAAUGACCAUUAUCAAAACAAAAUGUAUAAUUUCUUAAUUUGAAUAAUAAAUUAAGUGUCUAAAUGCUGUUUGUGGUCUUGAUACACAGAAAUAAAACGGUUAGGGCUUGUC